AUGACUGAACAAAAUAAAAUGAUUGCGAAUGACAGUGCUUCAGUAACACAACACGAUGACAGAGUUAAGGAAAUGUACUGUGAAGAAUGUGCAAACCAUGGUGAUGGCUAUUCAACAGCUGUAGCUUUCUGUGUGGAUUGUGUAGAAUAUAAAUGUGUGACCUGCCUAAAAUAUCAUAAGAGAGAAACACAAACUCACAUAAUUCAAGAUCGUAAAAAGAUGCCACAAUCGUUCUAUUUUGAGAAGUGUUCCACACAUCCUCAACAGCUGAUCAAGUUUUACUGUUCUGUGUGUAGCAAAGAAGCCUGCCAAAUAUGCAAGGAUAAUGAGCAUGUAAACUGUAGAGACGUGAACCAUUUAUCAACACUUGCUUCGGGCAUACAAAAAAGUAAAGACUUUAAAGACCUUCAACAGAACUUGGAUAAAUUGUAUGCUGAUAUAAAAGACACAGAAAAGCUUUUGAAUGUCAAAAGUGAAGUGGUUGAUAAACAAGAAGAAAAGGCAACUGAAACAUGCAAGGAGCACAAAGAUAAACUAUUUAAAGCCUUUAAACAACUGCAUCAAGAUCUCAUUGAAGAUUUUAAUAUGAAGAUGAAAGAGACCAUUGAAAGGUUGAAGAAAGAAAGGUUGGAACUAGUUGAAGAGUUAUCCGAAAAGGAUAGAAAAUUUAAAAACAAGAUAACAAAAGCUGAAACAGAUAUGAAAGAACAGGUUGCUAGCACAAACACAAACUUUAAGGUUCUAAGGUCAGAACAUUUAUAUUUGGUAAAGAAUUUAAAGGUUCUUACUUCUGAUCUAGACCAAGCCAAAAAAUUAGGUCAAAACUGUGAACUUUUUAUCAAAUUACAGUUAGCAAAACAAAUGUGUGAAACCCUUACAACAAAAUACUGA
Molecule: messenger RNA, 891 nt
Organism: Ruditapes philippinarum (Manila clam)
Lineage: Eukaryota; Metazoa; Mollusca; Bivalvia; Venerida; Veneridae
Product: E3 ubiquitin-protein ligase TRIM33-like
Exons: 1
Coding region: 1-891 (296 amino acids)
Biological process (GO): positive regulation of DNA-templated transcription
Cellular component (GO): nucleoplasm; chromatin
Molecular function (GO): ubiquitin-protein transferase activity; zinc ion binding
Source: RefSeq, a predicted model, not a curated record